Messenger RNA from Nannospalax galili (Upper Galilee mountains blind mole rat), 2124 nucleotides. RefSeq names its product X-ray repair cross complementing 6 (gene Xrcc6). Gene Ontology annotation, molecular function: telomeric repeat DNA binding; DNA helicase activity; damaged DNA binding. Gene Ontology annotation, biological process: cellular response to X-ray; telomere maintenance; double-strand break repair via nonhomologous end joining. The coding region runs from base 20 to 1846 and encodes 608 amino acids. The record is from RefSeq and is a predicted model, not a curated record. Gene Ontology annotation, cellular component: Ku70:Ku80 complex; nucleus. The transcript is spliced from 12 exons. Lineage: Eukaryota; Metazoa; Chordata; Mammalia; Rodentia; Spalacidae.
CUAGUGAGCAAAACCCAACAUGUCAGGGUGGGAAUCCUACUACAAAACGGAGGGGGAGGAAGAGGAGGAGGAAGAGGAGAGCCCUGAUGCAAGUGGAGAAUAUAAAUAUUCAGGAAGAGAUAGUUUGAUUUUUCUGGUGGAUGCCUCCAGGGCCAUGUUUGAAUCUCAGGGUGAAGAUGAAAUCACUCCUUUUGAUAUGAGCAUCCAGUGUAUUCAGAGUGUGUACACCAGUAAGAUCAUAAGCAGUGACCGAGAUCUCUUGGCAGUGGUGUUCUAUGGUACCAAGAAAGACAGAAAUUCAGUGAAUUUCAAAAAUAUUUAUGUCUUACAAGAUUUGGAUAAUCCAGGUGCUAAGCGCAUGCUAGAGCUUGACCAGUUUAAGGGAGAGCAGGGGAAAAACCAUUUCCAAGACGUAAUUGGCCAUGGAUCUGACUACUCAUUGAGUGAAGUGCUGUGGGUCUGCGCCAACCUCUUCAGUGAUGUCCAAUUCAAGAUGAGUCAUAAAAGGAUUAUGUUGUUCACCAACGAAGAUGACCCCCAUGGCAAUGACAGUGCCAAAGCAAGCCGGGCCAGGACCAAAGCCAGUGACCUCCGUGACACAGGUAUCUUCCUCGACUUGAUGCACCUGAAGAAACGUGGGGGCUUUGACGUAUCCCUGUUCUAUAGAGAUGUCAUCAGCAUGGGUGAAGAUGAAGAUCUUAGGGUUCACUUUGAGGAAUCAAGCAAGCUGGAAGACCUGCUGAGGAAGGUUCGCGCCAAGGAGACCAAAAAGCGAGUCCUGUUCAGGUUAAAGUUUAAGCUCAGUAAAGACAUAGCACUCACUGUGGGCAUUUAUAACCUGGUCCAGAAGGCUUACAAGCCUGCUCCUGUGAGGCUCUACCGAGAGACAAACGAACCAGUGAAAACCAAGACCAGGACAUUUAAUGUGAACACAGGCAGUCUGCUCCUGCCUAGUGAUACCAAGAGGUCUCAGACCUAUGGGAGUCGUCACAUUGUACUAGAGAAAGAGGAAACAGAAGAACUGAAGCGGUUUGAUGAGCCAGGUUUGAUUCUCAUCGGCUUUAAGCCUCUGGCAAUGCUGAAGCGGCACCAGCACCUGAGGCCCUCCCUGUUCGUGUACCCCGAGGAGUCCCUGGUCAACGGGAGCUCGACCUUGUUCAGUGCUCUGCUCACCAAGUGUCUGGAGAAGGGGGUCAUAGCAGUGUGCAGAUACACACCUCGAAAAAACAUCCCCCCGUACUUUGUGGCUUUGAUGCCACAGGAGGAGGAGCUGGAUAAUCAGAACUUUCAGGUGACUCCACCAGGCUUCCAGCUUGUCUUCCUCCCCUAUGCGGAUGAUAAGCGGAAGGUGCCCUUUACCGAGAAAGUGAUGGCCAACCCAGAGCAGAUAGACAAGAUGAAGGCUAUAGUUCAAAAGCUCCGCUUCACAUACAGGAGUGACAGCUUUGAGAACCCGGUGCUGCAGCAGCACUUCAGGAACCUGGAGGCUUUGGCUUUGGAUAUGAUGGAGUCUGAGCAAGUGGUCGAUCUGACAUUGCCCAAGGUUGAAGCAAUAAAGAGGAGACUGGGCUCCCUGGCAGAUGAGUUUAAAGAACUUGUCUACCCACCAGGCUAUAAUCCUGAGGGAAAAGUCACCAAGCGCAGACAAGAUGAUGAAGGUUCUGGAAGCAAAAAGCCCAAGAUGGAGUUAUCUGAAGAGGAGCUGAAGGCCCACAUUGUCCAGGGCACACUAGGCAAGCUCACUGUGCCUGCACUGAAGGAGGUCUGCAAGGCCCGGGGGCUAAAGAGUGGGCCCAAGAAGCAAGACCUGCUGGAUGCUCUCAGCAGACACUUCCAGAAGAACUGACUGGAGGUCACUUGCAGCCACCCUCCCCGUCACGGCCCGGCUGCCUGCAUCAUCACACUCUCAUCCGCCUUCCCUGUUAUGGCCAGGCUGCCUGCAUUACAUUGGCAUCCGCCUGCUUUUGGUCUCACCAAGUAAGCAGGUGUUUCUCCUUACUACAAAGAGCUGCCUGACAGAAAUGCAGAGACUUUACAUUUAUAGGACCUCUUGUUGCCAUGGAGACUGCCCCCCCCACUGUGCCUUACUCUACUGUGUGAAUAAAGAGCUCCAACUUUGUACUA